AUCUCUAAAUCCUCAAUCAAUCAUUUCAAGGAAUUUCAAGGAAAGAAGCUUCGUUUUCUCUUGAUUAUCUCAUUGUCUGUUUCCGCCCAUUUUUCUUUUUCAUUCGGAGUUUGGUUCCUGAGAAUAAUCAGAGCCACGGAGAUUCUUCAAAGAAAACAAUUUGAAAGUUGGAGUUUAAAUUAAAGAAUAGUCAUGGGUGGAGAAUUACCUCUGAAUGCAAUUCCUUUGGAGAGUCGACCUGGCAUCCUUUUAGUUGGAUCUUCGAAUGUUGGCAAGCGCUCCCUCCUAUCUAGAUUACUCACUGUGGACUUUGAAGACGCUUUGAAUUCAUCCUCUCAAGUUUCAGUCCAUGGUUGGACUAUCAAUACACAAUACUACACAGCUGAUGUCUCUGUAUCCGUGGCUCAUUUGCAUGAGGAUUUCUCCAUCGAGGCUUUGCCUAUGUUCAACCAAUUGGCUGCCUUGGUCAUGGUCUUUGACAUGAACGACCUUUCAUCUCUUGUGACACUUCAGGACUGGGCCACUCGUGUUGAUCUACAAAACUUUGAUGUAUUAUUAUGCAUAGGAAAUAAAGUAGAUCUUGUUCCAGGUCAUCCAGUUCAUAUGGAGUACAGGAAACUUCUGCAAAAACAGAGGCUUAAAGACUCUUCUAUAGAUUAUUCUGAUACAGCUGAAUAUGGAAUUUCUGAAACUGAAGGAAGUAGUUUACUGGGAGACGAAGAUUCCUCUUGGGAAACUAGGAGGUCCUGUUUGGAGUGGUGCAUUGAACGUAAUAUUGAGUUCCUUGAGGCUUGUGCGUCUAAUGCUGAUUUUGAUCAAUGUUUAUCAAUUGAUGGUGAUAUACAAGGAGUUCAAAGGCUCUAUGGUGCUCUUUCUGCUCAUAUGUGGCCUGGGAUGACUCUAAAAUCUGGAGAUAAGAUUACCAAGCCAUCAUUACCUAAAGAAGAAUUGUCAGAAGAAGAAUCUGAUUUUGAAAUUGACUACGAAGUGCUAUCUGCGGGUUCAGCUGAGCCUUGGGAUGACACUGAUUACCAAGGUUGCUCAUUGAAUGGAGAAGGUUUGUCCAUGGAUGCUGGAGCUCAUAGAAAAGAUGAUGACAUUGCUGAGCAAAAUCGGGCAUGUCAAAAUAUCAGCAAACAGACGAAGGGUGAAGAAAACCCUGUGGCUAUGGAUGGAGAACUCGAUCAAGUUACGAAUCCAUGCGAGGGAAAACAUCUUGAUCUCGAGGAUUUAGAACGAUUGAUGUCUGAGAUAGGAAACAUGCGUGACAGCUUGAGGUUGAUGCCUGAUUUUCAAAGGAGAGAAAUGGCUGCAAAAUUGGCGACGAAAAUGGCUGCCAUGUUCGCGGGCAGUAGUGAUGACGACGAUGAAGAUGAAACGAGAUGACAGCAGAAAGUUCGGUAAUGUGAUUAAGGUUUCUGCCAUGGGAGGAAUGGUCAAGUCAUUGUGAGCGGGGAAAGGUCUUUUGUUCAUCGUGCUCAAUUCCCUUGGUCAAUUGUUCUGCCGUCCCUUAGUGAAAAUGCAAAAAGCAAGCAAUCAUCAAAUUUGGUGGAGUUGUGAUAUCGCUGAUUUAAUCAUUGAACAUGAGCUUGAACUUGGCAGCCAUGCAGAAACAUACUAUUCUUGGGUUUCUAUUUCCCUCUUAGGAAAAGUUGUGUUGCGUAAUUUGGGUUUGUGCUGCUUUGUGAUCAACUUUAAAUUGAGUUGCAACUUUGAGGGAAGUACUUCAAAUUUAUAUCUGUCUAGUGUUAUCAAGGAUGUGCAACUUUUUGAAUACAUCACUGGUUAUUAUGUGUGGAUGCUCUUAUAUUUGUGUCUGAUAUCGCAAGGUUCGAUUUCUAUGUUUACAUCUUAA
Messenger RNA from Cucumis sativus (cucumber), 1855 nucleotides. RefSeq lists its product as uncharacterized. The transcript has 7 exons. The record is from RefSeq and is a predicted model, not a curated record. Gene Ontology annotation, molecular function: GTPase activity; GTP binding. The coding region runs from base 193 to 1386 and encodes 397 amino acids. Lineage: Eukaryota; Viridiplantae; Streptophyta; Magnoliopsida; Cucurbitales; Cucurbitaceae.